AUGUCGCAAGUUAACAUUCAGCUAGGUGAUGAUAGAAUUGUCAAAGCGGCAACAAGCACAUCUAGUGCAGAACACCUAGCAAGCUCAAACACGAAGAAAAUGUUAGAGACUCUUCUGCUAGCCUCCAACAAACUACGCCAGAGAUCAGAAGCAGUCGCAGCAGGCAUGGAAGCUGUACCUCGAACCAAAGCGAUUGAACAUGCCUUGUUAAACCAGAACCCGUCAUCUUCCUCUUCAUAG
Molecule: messenger RNA, 240 nt
Organism: Morchella importuna
Lineage: Eukaryota; Fungi; Ascomycota; Pezizomycetes; Pezizales; Morchellaceae
Exons: 3
Coding region: 1-240 (79 amino acids)
Source: RefSeq, a predicted model, not a curated record